UCUGGGUCCCGGCUGAUGUACACCCUGUAUCAUAUUGUCAGCUCCACUGGCUGCUGCCUCCUGCUCUCCAGGACAGUUGCAGAGUCAGUGAGAGAGAGAGUGCCUUUCUUCAGGUCUUUCUGUGAACAGUUGCAGCCAGGCUCAGACUGUGACAUGUUAAUUGGAUAUUCGGCGGUGUACAGAGUUUGUUUCGGCACGGCCUGCUUCUACCUGCUCCUCUGUGUGUUCCUCUUCAACGUCAAGUCCAGUCGGGAUUUCAGAGCCCUGAUUCACAACGGGUUCUGGUUUGUGAAAUUCCUGAUGUUGGUCGGCAUCUCCACCGCUGCCUUUUUUAUUCCUGAUGAGUCGUUUCUGCACGUUUGGCGAUAUGUUGGUGUGACUGGAGCACUCUUGUUCAUUUUGAUGCAGCUCUCUCUCAUCAGUGUGUUUGCACAUUUCUGGAACAAGAACUGGAUGACAGGAGCUGCACAUGGGAAGUGGUGGAGUAUUGCUGUACUGGCUGUGACCCUGCUGUUCUAUGCUCUGGCAGUGACUGCGUUCUCGCUCAUGUACAAGUUCUACACCCACCCCGCGGGCUGCCUGGUCAACAAGGCCCUGCUCAUCUUGAACAUCAGUCUGUGUUUCCUGGUGUCACUGUUAUCCCGUAGUCAGUGUGUUCAGCAAAGGCAGCCCCACAGCAGUCUGCUGCAGGCAUCCAUCAUCAGCUGCUAUGUCAUGUACCUGACCUUCUCUGCCCUGUCUAGCCGGCCCCCAGAGACAGUGCAAUAUCAGGGUCAGAACAUCAGUGUGUGCUCACCGAGUGUCAGUGAGAAUGGCGUUCAGGCCAAGGGCAGGCUCAUUGCCAUCUUUGGAGCUGCCGUCAUGUACUGCUGCGUGCUGUUUGCUUGCAACGAAGCCUCUUACCUGGCCAAAGUGUUUGGGCCAUCGUGGAUGGUCCGUGUUUACAGAUACGAGUUCAAGAAAGCGUCAUGUUGCUUCUGCUGUCUGGACGAGGAGUUACCGAGCUGCGAGGUGGAGGUGACGGGAGGUCAGGAGGUGAUCCACGAUGAGAGGGACCGAGUCACCUACAGUUACUCCUCCUUCCACUUUGUGUUCUUCCUGGCCUCACUCUAUGUCAUGAUGACCCUGACCAACUGGUUCAACUAUGAGUCUGCAACGCUGGAGACGGUGUUUUCCCAGGGAAGCUGGUCCACAUUCUGGGUGAAGAGUUGUUCCUGUUGGCUCUGUCUGCUGCUGUACCUGCUGAUCCUCCUUGCCCCGCCAUGCUGUGUAGACAGUGAGAGACGGCGUGCGGUCCACGUGAAAUAG
Messenger RNA from Hemiscyllium ocellatum (epaulette shark), 1308 nucleotides. It is a transcript of the gene serinc4, whose product is annotated as serine incorporator 4. Lineage: Eukaryota; Metazoa; Chordata; Chondrichthyes; Orectolobiformes; Hemiscylliidae. Bases 16 to 1308 code for a protein of 430 amino acids. The record is from RefSeq and is a predicted model, not a curated record. Gene Ontology annotation, cellular component: membrane. The transcript has 6 exons.